Octodon degus (degu) is the source of this 3796-nucleotide messenger RNA. It is a transcript of the gene Runx3, whose product is annotated as runt related transcription factor 3. The record is from RefSeq and is a predicted model, not a curated record. Gene Ontology annotation, molecular function: ATP binding; RNA polymerase II cis-regulatory region sequence-specific DNA binding; DNA-binding transcription factor activity, RNA polymerase II-specific. The coding region runs from base 435 to 1718 and encodes 427 amino acids. The transcript has 6 exons. NCBI's taxonomy places the organism in Eukaryota, Metazoa, Chordata, Mammalia, Rodentia, Octodontidae. Gene Ontology annotation, cellular component: nucleus. Gene Ontology annotation, biological process: regulation of transcription by RNA polymerase II; neuron differentiation; hemopoiesis.
AUUCAUUCAUUCCCGCGACGCGGGUGCGGUGCGGGCCUCCCUGCACUGCCGCAGCCGCCAGCUCCUCCACCCUGGCUGCCGAGAGCCCUUCUGCCAUCUAAUGAUACACUCUGCGUAUGCUGCUGUUGAAAAUUUGUGGCUAGACAUUCCUGUGGGACCGGGAAUCCGAAUUCUUGGGUACAAACAGAAACUUACUUUCCUUGGGGAUUUUUUUUACUCGCUCACUCACACACUCUCGCGUUCUUUCCUUUUUUUCUUUUUCGUAGCAGUAGGGGGGGAAAGGACAAAACAAAAAACAAACAAAAACCAACACCCCCACCCAUUCACUUCUAAUUUCUAAAGUAGCUAGAAAAAAAAAAAAAAAACAGCCAACCAAGGCCAUCCAAUCCAACCUCCUCCCAAGGGCCGAAUUCUCGCCUUCCUCAGCGUGGGCCAUGGCUUCGAACAGCGUCUUCGAUUCCUUUCCGACCUACUCGCCGACCUUCAUCCGUGACCCGAGCACCAGCCGCCGCUUCACACCUCCCUCCACGGCCUUCCCCUGCGGCGGCGGCGGCGGCGGCGGCAAGAUGGGCGAAAACAGCGGCGCGCUGAGCGCGCAGGCGGCCGUGGGGCCCGGCGGGCGCGGCCGGCCCGAGGUGCGCUCGAUGGUGGACGUGCUGGCGGACCACGCGGGCGAGCUCGUGCGCACCGACAGCCCCAACUUCCUCUGCUCUGUGCUGCCCUCGCACUGGCGCUGCAACAAGACGCUGCCCGUCGCCUUCAAGGUGGUGGCACUGGGGGAUGUGCCAGAUGGAACUGUGGUGACUGUGAUGGCAGGCAAUGACGAGAACUAUUCUGCUGAGCUGCGCAAUGCCUCAGCCGUCAUGAAGAAUCAGGUGGCCAGGUUCAACGACCUUCGCUUUGUGGGCCGCAGCGGGCGAGGGAAGAGUUUCACACUGACCAUCACUGUGUUCACCAACCCCACCCAAGUGGCCACCUACCAUCGAGCCAUCAAAGUCACUGUGGAUGGACCCCGGGAGCCCAGACGGCACCGGCAGAAGAUAGAAGACCAGACCAAGGUGUUCCCAGACCGCUUUGGGGACCUGGAACGACUGCGCAUGCGGAUGACACCCAGCACGCCCAGCCCCCGGGGCUCACUCAGUACCACGAGCCACUUCAGCAGCCAGGCCCAGACCCCAAUCCAAGGCACCUCGGACCUGAAUCCUUUCUCUGAUCCCCGCCAGUUUGACCGCUCCUUCACCCUCACAGAGAGCCGCUUCCCUGACCCCAGGAUGCAUUACCCGGGCGCCAUGUCGGCUGCCUUCCCCUACAGCGCCACACCCUCGGGCACCAGCAUCGGCAGCCUCAGUGUGACGGGCAUGCCGGCCACCAGCCGCUUCCACCACACCUACCUCCCGCCGCCCUACCCUGGGGCCACGCAGAGCCAGAACGGGCCCUUCCAGGCCAACCCGGCACCCUACCACCUCUACUAUGGCGCUUCCUCAGGCUCCUACCAGUUCUCCAUGGUGGCUGGCGGGGGCAGUGGCGGCGGUGAGCGCUCACCCACCCGCAUGCUGACCUCCUGUCCCAGCAGUACCGUCUCUGUGGCCACCGGCAAUCUCAUGAACCCCAGCCUGGGCCAGGGUGAUGGCGUGGAGGCCGACGGCAGCCACAGCAACUCCCCCACAGCCCUGAGCACACCAGGCCGCAUGGACGAGGCCGUGUGGCGGCCCUACUGACCACCUGCCUGCUCACCCCAAGGAGAGGACCCAGUGCUCCAGCAGGGACUGGCCUGCUCGAGGCUCCAAGCAACAGUGGGGCUUUUGCUCUGGGCAUAGCCAGGGCCCCAGAGACCAGAGCUAUGGUGGCUCAGAGAGGACCCAUUCAGCCAUAUCUUUGUACAGAGGGGAUGCUGUCCCUAGCCGUUCCCAGUCAUCUCAACCUCCACUCCCAUGGGAAACUCCUGCCACCUCCCCUGAACCACCUCACUGCAGCUGGGCCCAGGGCCAUCUCUAUCAUGAAGAAAGGAUCUCGCCCUCAGGGUCAGCUCCAGCCCCAAGGAGGAGGUCCCGGACCACAGCCCUGUUUGCAUUAGCACCCACUGUCAGAACUGGAAAGCCCCCACCAGACAGCAGUGCCCUCGUGGAGAGGGGGCAGGACACUGCUGGCAGGAGGGAGGAGCAUGCACUCAAGCAGGCCUCCCGCUCUGCCCCCCACCCUCCAGCAGCUCGGAAGCCUCUGGCCCACCUCAGCCACCAUGCCCUGGCGCAGGCAACCCUGCACACACGUGUCCAGCCCGCGGCGUCCCCCCAGCCUCCUGGGGAGUCUCAUUGUUUCCAUCUGCUCAGAGCACCCAGGGCACUGAGGUGCAGCGUGGUGCAGUGAGGUUAUGGCCGGUGACCGAGAGAUGCUCUGUCCCACCUCGUGGGAUGCCCAGCCGACUCUUCAGUCCCAGCCGGCUCUUCAGCCCCAGCUGCAUCACACUCUUUAACCUGUUCACACUCCUGAACCAAAGUCUUCAGCAACAAAAAUCAGUUUUUAAAAGUAAUUUUAGAGAAAGCAGCUUCAGUUACACAUUUUUGAAUCCAAGCCCUCCAGCAGGUAGUGCUCUGGGCUUAUAAACCACACACACACACACACACACACACACACACACACACACACACGCCUCCUGUCCAUGUGAGGUUAUCAGGAUCCCAUCACCCUGUCACAUUCCUACCUCUGCCAGGGGACCAGGGACCUGUGGGGGAGGGGAGCAUUGAACCCCACGUCUGUGUUCUGAGACAAGGGGGCUGCUGGGCUGGGCGGGGUGUGGGAGAAGCACGGGCGUAUCACAGCCCCAGCCUCGGCUCAGGCCCCCUGUUCCAAAGCCAGAAGUUUCCCCUCAGGCUCGCAGAUGAUGGGAACCCCUGCAUCUUGCAGGUGGGAGCACAAGGGCCUUUGAGUCUGGGCUCUUGAGUGAAAAAGGAUGAGAAAACAUGGGUGGGACACCAUGUGAUGGCAUAACCUUCAGCCCCACCCUCUGUGGGUGUGGAAGCCCCCCCUGCAGUGCUCCUUCAUGGUGGUGUGCAUUGCCAGUCUGCCCCCAACUGCAGAACAGUUAGAUGUGCUCCCUGACAGGCUAGGAAGUUCUGCUGAUGCUACCCUGGUCCCUCCUGUCGCAGUUUCUCUUGCCCUGUUCUCUCUGAAAAACAGUAUUCAGCGGCAGCGGUGUCCUGCCAACUCCCUGCGCCCAGGGGCUACUCCGCCCCUUCUCAGGAAGCAGCUGCAAACCCACUACCCUUCCACUUGCACUUCCUGGCUAGCGGGGCCACGCCUGGGGCUCCCAGUGCGCAGUACUUAGUCGCCCCACCCAAGACAGCCCCUUCCUGAUGCCCAAACCCUGAGCAGGGCAGGACCAGAAACAAAUCAACCCCUGUCCUCUCUCCCCUAGCAAGCAGUGAUGGUGACCAGACAAGUCGGUUCAGGCCCACAGUGGGUAUGGACUUCUGGCUGGUGAGAAUGGUCCUGAUUUGCAAGGCUGCCACGCACACAUGCGCUGAUGUCAAAAGCACAAGGAAAGGAAAGCCUUUUGGUGCAAGGUUGGCAUAAGCAUGUUUUCAGUGGGUGUAGACCCUUUGUGACAUAUUGUCAUGCCGAGGUACGCAAAUCCACUGUACUCACAUCUUCCAGGAAAUCGUCCACACUGGGGGUGGGGGGCUGGAGCCGCUUUGCACUAUCGUUUGCUUAGUGUGUUUGUGUCUCAUGUACAACCCGCUUGUACAGUAAACUGUCUGUCUUCUGUACUAUUUAACUGUAAAAUGGAAUUUUGACUGGU